Messenger RNA from Amorphotheca resinae ATCC 22711, 1002 nucleotides. RefSeq lists its product as hypothetical. The record is from RefSeq and is a predicted model, not a curated record. The coding region runs from base 1 to 1002 and encodes 333 amino acids. The transcript is spliced from 4 exons. NCBI's taxonomy places the organism in Eukaryota, Fungi, Ascomycota, Leotiomycetes, Helotiales, Amorphothecaceae.
AUGGCAAUGAAAAGAGGACAGAAAUUGGGAAUAAGUGAUGAUUCUGAAUAUCUUUCAGAUGAUUCGGAUUUCUAUGGUGACGAGACAGUGAAACGAGAGCUUGAGCGUCGAGCAACUAGCUUCAGUCCUGCAGAAUGGUGGGGAAGAAAGAUACUAUCUCCAACGGAGAUGGCUAAUUUGAGCAUCAAAUCCGCCAGUUUAAGCCAGACUGCUACACUGUAUAAUCCUUAUGAGGGUCAAAGAUGUGGCCGCCAGCUCGGGGAGACUGUGGAUGAAUUUCUACAAAGACUCCCUCCUUCAACGACUAUGAAAGAAACAGCUAUUCCUUGGAUCUUCAUUUCAAAUCCAUUCCGAAAGGCUCCGAGAUCUCAGGUUGAAUAUAGUCAAUAUUGGCUUGCUAAUGAAGGGCCCCCCGAUGAAGAAAGCGACUGGGCCCAAUUUGUGAGAGUUGGAGAAAAGCUCUUGGAGGAGUUGACGUCUAUCAAACAUGCGAUUGAGAAGAAGAGAGCCGGCCAAUCCAAGGCCACUAUAGCCAAGGCGGUUAAUGUCGAGAAGGAAGUGAUUGUCCAGAAACUCCUUGAUAAAGCUGUUGAGUUGCACUGCACUUCCGGCAAGUGGAUGAUGUUUUAUGAAUCUUCUGCGGUCGAUGCCGUUUGGUCUAUCAUCGCUCAUGCCACAGCUUCUAACGAACUCGGAAUUGCCGCCAAGGUUGCCCCUGAUGAAGGCGAUAGACGCGGACCUCGCCUGAUCUGUAUAUACACCAAAGAUUUCACAGAUAUGGAGGAUGUCACGCGGGUUAUUAGCAAAAUGCGAGACCUCGGACUGAUAAACGUGAAAGGGAAACCAAUCUACUAUAAGUGUGAUGCAUACACCUACCUGAAUAUCAAAUCUGGGAAUGAAUACAAUAUCAAAGCAUCUCUGUAUAAUUCUGCAGAUGUCCUCAACCCAAAGGAUACAGGCUUAAAAAGCCAGAGACUAGAUGGAUCUUUCUACAAGAGAUAA